Molecule: messenger RNA, 1800 nt
Organism: Cetraspora pellucida
Lineage: Eukaryota; Fungi; Glomeromycota; Glomeromycetes; Diversisporales; Gigasporaceae
Source: the annotation of a GenBank genome assembly
AUGAAACAAAUCUACUUUACAAUAUUUGUGUUUGUUGCAUUUACUUAUAGUGUUCAUUCUCAAGGAGUUCCAGGUGAUACUGAUACGAUUACUAAUGAGUGUCAAAAGAUUUCUGACUAUAUUGAAACAGGAACAGACUAUCUUAAUUACUCAGACGUGAAAGCUUGCUAUGAUUCAAUUCCAUUUAAUAAAACUAAGGCAGUCCAGACAAUAGAAACAAUAAAAGAGCUUUUAAAAGGAUUCUAUGCAUUUUUAGACCAAGCGAAGGAUGAACCAAAACCAGGGUAUACAUUUACGCCUAUUGAUUUAAUAACAGAAUUAGAUUUGUUCUUAAAUAGAGAUUAUUCAUAUGAAUAUGAAUUUGUGUAUGAUAUUGGAAAUCUCAUUGAUGAAUUAAGAGAUGGCCACACUACGUUCAUUUCUAAAAAUUUUUCAUAUUAUUUUUAUCAAGGAUUUUCUAUGUAUUCUGUUAUUAGACCAGAUGGAACACAGCAAAUUAAGGUUUUUGAUGACACAAUAGAUCCGAGCACUAUUGAUUGUCAAGUUACACAUAUAGAUGGUUUACCUGCGAUUGAUGUAAUUACUGAAUUCGCUCGUAAUAACCUAAGUUAUUCAAGAGAUUUAAAUGUCCGCUUUAAUACAGCCCUUGCAUCUCUUGGAUUUGGAAAUAGGGAUUUUAUCGUAUAUGGACAAGAUUUCUCACUUAGAACUAAAUUACCUACUGUUCCAACUAUUUCUUACACGCUUAAUUGUAGUGAUAAAAUUUUUAACAUUACUAGAGAGUGGAUAGUUCCAGCUACUAGUAGUACUGAAUUUUAUCCAAUAUUUACAAAAUAUAAAUCUUCAUAUAUUAAUGAAACUUCAGUUGGAAACGCAUCUUUAAUCUUUGAUGCAGUUUUCUCUAGAUUUUAUACAUUACAAGAUUUUGGUGUGGUUUUAAUGUCAACUGAAAGCACUGCAGAUUUAAAUGGUGACGAGACAGUUCGUUUUUUGUCCGAUAUAGUCGUUGGAUUUAAAUUAUUUGCUGAUAAAGGUAUAACAAAGAUCGUUCUUGAUUUCAGUAAUAAUCAUGGUGGGACAGUCAUUGUUACAGAUUAUAUCAUCAAACUUUUAUUUCCUAACAUUAAUAUUUUUCCAGAAGAUAUAAAAGUUACAGACGUAUCUACAGCCUUUAUAAACGAAAUUUCAAAUGCGAAUGCUGUUGGUAAUUUAUUUAAUUAUAGAUCAUAUACAUCAACAAUUACAAAUAAUUCAUUUAAUAAUGUCGAUGAAUUUAUUGGAAACAACACAUAUACGCGAGGUGGUGCUCAAGUUAAAUUUACUACUAAAGCAUUUAGAAAUGACUCAUUAGAUUUUCAAAUUCUUCCGGUUCCGCCAAAAUUUCCAUGGACUGAGGAAAACAUGGUUAUUCUAACAAAUGGUGCUUGUUUUUCAUCAUGCGCAAAUUUGGUUCAACGAUUAGCUGAAGCUAAUGUUCCGACUGUAUCUGUUGGUGGAUUUCCAAAUACUAAAUUUUCUUUUGCGAGUUGCUCUGGUGGAACAAUAAGAGACAGUGAUACUAUUAGAGAUACUCUAAGUCUUUACCCAAAUCUCAAUAAUUUAGCUUCCAGAUUAACUCUUUCUCAAGAUUUAACUUUAAGAUUUACUUGCGCUGAAGUAUACAGCAUUAAUAAUCCCGACGAAGUUAUGGAUUUUUCCUUUAGACAAGCAGAUUACCAAUUGUAUUAUGAUGAACAAAGUGCUAGAGACCCAAGUAGUUUAUGGUUACAGGCGGCACAAUACAUCAAGAAACAAUCCUAG